AUGUCAACGAACGCAACGAAACGGAAAUUCAAUACCUUAUUGAAGGGCUUAGGAUCAUCAAGCGCGAAAGCCGCUAACGACACGUCGGCGCACGAGACCGGCUCGCCAUCAAAUCGCUCAACUACUUCUCCUGGCUCAGAAACUCGUCUAUCCGGCGCAGAUGCCGAAUUACUUCAAAAGCGUCGAAGACUAGGCUUUCCGGACUCAACGGCACCCAGAGCUGGCAAAAAAACAAACCUAUCUGCGACCCUCUCUGCCAUCGUUUCCCGACGUACACAAGCACAAGACUCGUCCAAGAGAUCAACAGGGGCACCCGCGCGAUAUGCACCAACCGAUCGAGAAGACCUUUUGAAAAGGCUCGGCACGUUCCAAGAAAUAACAGACUGGACUCCAAAGCCGGACAAAGUGAACGAGAUAGAAUGGGCAAAGCGUGGAUGGGUUUGCCAUGGCAAGGAAACUGUUCGAUGUCUUCUCUGCCAUCGAGAAUUGGUUGUUAAACUCAAUCGCAAGGUUGUGGAUGGAAAGGAGGUUCCUGUUCUUGUGGCAUCUGAGAUAGAGGAUGCAUUGGUAGACAAGUAUGCCGAUCUCAUUGUUACUUCACACCAGGACGAUUGUCUCUGGCGUAAGCGGGGCUGUGAUGAUUUCCUUCUCCGGUUGUCCUUAACCAAUGCAACUACGAGUCUUGCGGCUUUACGUGAGCGCUAUGAUGAGCUGCUAGCACGAAAAUCAUUUUUGCCCUAUGAGUUCAAUCUUCGACUGCCAGAGGAGUUAAACUUGGACAAUGUUCUUUCGCAUCUACCGAACGACUUCUUCACCAAGCCCCCACCAGCAAAGGAGGCGGAGGCUCAGCCAAACCGGGUCGCACUAUCGCUUGCCUUGAUGGGAUGGCAAGGCCUCAAUAACGCUCGUAUCGGUGCAGUGCCAAACUCGGCAUCAUGCCAUACCUGUCUCAGGCGACUAGGAUUGUGGAUGUUUAAGAGCAAGGAAGUGGGUGAGAAUAAUGAGGUUCUGGUACCGGCCCCUAUGGACUUCUUGGACCCAGCUCGAGAGCAUCGCUUCUUCUGUCCAUGGGCGAACUCUGAGACCCAGAAGCAGGCACAUUCCCAGAAGGCUGCUGGGCAGGACUUGCCAGGCUGGAAGGUGCUGGUGCGAACCAUCGCAAAUGAAGCACAUCUUCGCAGUGUUUAUGAGGGACGUUCGCCUGCGAGACCGCGAACGGAACGAUCAAUGGGAGCACCAUCUACACCUCAGAGGCCUGGAACGGCCGCUUCCAUCAACAGACCAAUUCAGACCCCUGGUUCCGUUGGGGCAGGUGUUGACAAUGUCGAAGAAGAUGAGAGAGAGAGAGACGUAAAAGAUAAGGAGAGAUGGGCGAGGUUGAAGAGAGUCAAGAGUUUGUUUGAUACGAAAGGGAGCAGGAAGCUGAGGCACUCGAUAAGCAAGUCCAUUAGUAGACCCGGAACUGCGACUUCGACAAAAUCGGCCAAAUCAAAUGGAGGCCAGGCGGAAUGA
Messenger RNA from Fusarium tjaetaba, 1512 nucleotides. RefSeq lists its product as uncharacterized. The record is from RefSeq and is a predicted model, not a curated record. Gene Ontology annotation, molecular function: zinc ion binding. Gene Ontology annotation, cellular component: nucleus. The transcript is spliced from 3 exons. NCBI's taxonomy places the organism in Eukaryota, Fungi, Ascomycota, Sordariomycetes, Hypocreales, Nectriaceae. Bases 1 to 1512 code for a protein of 503 amino acids.